AUUUUAUUUUUACGUUUAACUGUCACAUCUUUUGCAAACGAUGAUAGAAGCGGAGGAUCACACGAAUGGGAAAAUGCGAAAACUCAUAGCUGACCAAGUUGUUGCUAAUGCUGUAUUUUUCUUUAUAGUCGGUUUUGACACAAGUCUCACUUUAAGUUGGUGUUCGUAUUACUUGGCAAUAAAUAAUGAUAUACAAGAAAAAGUUCGCCGAGAAAUUAAUGAAAACAUCAAAAGAAAUGAAGAAAUCCAAUACUCGGACUUAGAUAAACUUCAAUAUAUGGAACAAGUGAUGCUAGAAACACUUAGACCAGUGGUUCUCAAAGUGGGUGCCGCGGCACCUUAGGGUGCUGCAAGUACGCCACAAGGGUGCCCCG
Molecule: messenger RNA, 374 nt
Organism: Centruroides sculpturatus (bark scorpion)
Lineage: Eukaryota; Metazoa; Arthropoda; Arachnida; Scorpiones; Buthidae
Product: probable cytochrome P450 6a13
Exons: 3
Coding region: 41-343 (100 amino acids)
Molecular function (GO): iron ion binding; monooxygenase activity; oxidoreductase activity, acting on paired donors, with incorporation or reduction of molecular oxygen
Source: RefSeq, a predicted model, not a curated record